Molecule: messenger RNA, 789 nt
Organism: Prorocentrum cordatum
Lineage: Eukaryota; Dinophyceae; Prorocentrales; Prorocentraceae
Source: the annotation of a GenBank genome assembly
GCCUUCCUGGCCACGUGCGGAGAGGUGAGGCCAAAGCCUCCUGGCUCGAGCCUCAAAGCGCUCACAGAUUCGCCGCAUCGCAGCCCUGCGCUGCCACUGCGAAUCGUUGCCACUGCGAAUCGUUGCAAAAUCCGAGGAGCAGGCCAUGCCGCCGCCGAAGCUAAAAAAGGUUGACAGAGACAAGAAAGGGCAAAGUAGCGUGCCAGAGGCACCAAAGGAGGCGCCGCGUUCGAGUGGACGGCCUGCUGCGUCGCCAGCAACCUCGUCGCAAGUUGCGGUUCAGUUGCCCAUGGUGCGCGUGUACGCCGUCUUACGGGAGGCGCUCAUCAACAACGACCACAAGGUGUGCAUCGGUGCUGAGCACUUGGGAUGGAGCAUGGCAGAAGGUGCUCAGCAUCUGAGUCCAGCGGGACUUGCCCUGAUGGAAGGUCAUCUGUUCUUCAUUGACAUUCACGUACCUCCCGAUGGGCGCCUCGUUUUCAAGAUUGGACAAGACGGUCAAUGGCCGUAUUUUUACAGGUGGGGAACAUAUGAAGGUAUCUGAUUGGGAAGAAAACCCAACGCUAAAAGUCAGGGGAAAUGAAUUUGGGAAUCGUAUCCAUCGCGUCCCACGUGAAGGAGGUGGAAUUAUUGUCGCGGUGGUGGACCACCAGUUCCACUCUAAGACUGCAUCCUCUUCUCCAGAUUUGAAAGUGCGAAUGCAGCUGGCCUUAUGUGAAUGUGCUACCGCACUCGACGACUGGGACAAGCUUGCGUCUGCUGUCGAGCUCGGUUUUGGGUCAACUCCUC